AAUGUCGACAAAGUUGGAUAAAGAAGAAUCCCGAAGACUCGCUCUGGUAACUUUUAAUCUUUCGCUUGGACUAGGAUCAAUUGAAUUUUGUCUACAAAAAGACUGAUAAUAUGCAGCAUAAUAUAUACUACUCUAGCUUGGAACUGACAUGUCCGUCGGUUUCUACCUCGCUCUUCUUUUUUAAACAUUCUCGGGUUAUAUUUUCAUUUCAAAUCGCUGAUAUUCUUUGACUUAUUCUUCACGUUUCUGUAUGCCACUGAAUAGGUGAAUAAGAUUUUUGUGAGGGGUAUUUUGGAAUCCAUGGUAGCCUGCUAAGAAACAACGUCUUCUAAGAAACGAUGCGUGGAGAGUGCUUCGAGUGCAUUACUUAUCCGCCACGAUCUGACCGAAAAUUUGAACAAACGAGUUGAAGACGGCACAAUAUAAUUGCCUGCGAAACAGUUUUUGUCCGUUUGAAACACGGUAACCGGGUUUAACUCCUGAUCCAAUUGUUAAAACUCUGUGUAUAUAUACGUAGAAAUAAAGCUUUUAUUUUCCUUUGGACUGGAAGAUCAAUUGUCUUGAGUAAAACCUUUAUCUAACCGGCACAUGGUCACAGAAUGCAUUAACUUGCCCCAGGGAGAAAUACACUCAGCGAACACGUGAAAAUUAGCUUUAGCAGGGGAAACGGCGUGAUUUGCGCUAAGGAAAUAACGCGUUUAUAUUUUCCCUGAAUCAAUUUCUCAACACAAAAUCACGACGCAACACUGAGCCGCGAAAGCGCAUUGGAUAAAGUAAGAAGCUUACAUCCCAAAUUUAAAAUUCAUAAACGCGUUAAAACUCCUCAUUCAGUUUGUAGCCAAGCUAGCAUUUAAUUGACUGGUCGCGUUUACACUUUGUGAUAUUUGUUACAAAUCGUUUAAAGCAAAACUUGCACAGCUUUUCCAAUGCCAAUUUCGCUGGGCUCGCUUGGCUCAAUAUAAACUGCAAACGCCCGCAAUGAGUUAAAUUUAAAGAGUUCAAGGUCUCUGGAAAUUUCCAUGGAUAUUUAAAGUUUAAGAGAGGCAUGUAGUUUUGUAAGCAGAAUUAGCAAUCUAUUGUAUUCCGCGGACGGCCACAAAGGUGGAGAACUUCCAAUAUGCGUUUUUCUCGUCAGUAAAACUCUAAGUGUCAAUCAAACUUGUAAAUUUAGAAUGAAGGAUUCACAUCGCAUUGUUUAACUUGAAUUACAAAAGAGGAACACAAAUACAGAAACCAAAACAACAAGUCAAGUUUUCGAAGCAGUGACUUGGAGAUCUUUGGUCGCUGAACUGACCCGGAGUUUGCUUCAGGAUUUGGACGGGUAGUAUUUUAUCUGGCUGCAGAAUACUCUCACUUUUUCAGACGUUGGAAGAGGGAUCUGGAAGUGAAAUCACUGCAGUUACAAUGCCUCGUGGGUCAGGUCAACACGCAAUUUACGCCAACAGCCAUUAUGUGUCGCACAGCAAGCUGCAGUCUCCGUUGACGAUUCAGUGGUUAAAUGAAAAUUACGAAGUCUCUGAGGGUGUUAGUUUGCCCCGGAGCGCUUUAUAUUCCCAUUACUUGGACUUCUGUGAAAAGAACAAUCUCGCUCCAGUGAAUGCAGCCAGUUUUGGCAAGAUAAUUCGUCAUACCUUUCCGAAUUUGAAAACCAGAAGGCUGGGAACUCGUGGGCAGUCAAAGUAUCACUACUAUGGGAUCACAAUAAAAUCAACUUCACCUUAUCAUGACACCGUCUGUAAUGCAGCGAGGCAAAGCAACACUGGGUAUCACUACUAUGGGAUCACAAUAAAAUCAACUUCACCUUAUCAUGACACCGUCUGUAAUGCAGCGAGGCAAAGCAACACUGGUUCUGACUCGUAUCGUUGCAGUUUGACUCAAGCAAUUCGUCAGUUUGCACAGCAACUUGAUGAGUGGCUGACGGAAUCUUUAUCUCAUUUACCGGAACCAUUACAGAAGAAGAAACUGGCAGUUGCCAAGAGUUUCUCUCAUUCACUGCGAAGGCAAACUUCUCUAACACACCUCGCUCAGGCCGCCAGAACUGUAUUACACAGCGCAGAGCCUGUUUCACAAAUGCUAAACGACUGGAAGCAAAUUGAUUUUGAAGGAAUUGCCCGCCAGGCUUUGUGGACCUUCAGCCAGUCGGUGGAGGAGGACUACGAACUAGUAAACGAGCACUAUAAAGAGUUUACACAGCUGCUCGAUCAGCAGGCAACCAUUGAUCAAUACGCCGAGUGGGCCUCAAAUCUGGUCAACCGCUGUGUUUUAAAGCAAGUGGAGAAGACAGGCAAAACGUACAAGGAGUGCUCAAAGGAUUUCCUUCUAAAGUGGUCAUUCUUCAGCAUCAAAAUUGUGCGGGAACUAACGUUACACAGUGCUCAUAGUUUUGGCUCAUUUCACCUACUGCACAUGCUCCUUGAAGAUUACAUCCUGUAUACUGUUGAAAACCACAACAACAUGGAUGAACUGUCGACCCAGUCCUCUGUCCGCGUAAACAAGGAGACAAAUGUCGUACAAGAACCUGCGAGCGAAAGUAUGGAAGUGGACAUUUUGAGACCGCGGACCAUAACUGCUAGAAAGCCCGCAUCACGAAGGCAUUCAAGCUCUUCUUCCAUAGGAUCUCUGAGAAGCCCUAGAGAUGUGCCCCCUCAAAGAAGCCCCGCUCAGCCCGCCAUUAUGCGAUCCUCAUUUCACGAUAUAUCCCCACAUCCCAUGACACCGAUGACGCCUACGACACCGACAAACAACAACAACAACAAUAACAACAACAUCAGUAAAUAUCCCAUGAUACCAGAACAAGGGCACUUUUUGUACCCACCACCAGGGGAUUAUGGGGCACGGUAUGGUUACGCGGCGAGCCAGGGUAGCUUGAUGCCCUCAGUGAAUCAUGGUAGCAGCUUUGCCGUGGCGGGCUCAAGCGAAGCCGGGAUAACCAUGGGUGACUUUGACAUGUCGAGCAGCUACACGACAGAUGCAACUGGGUUUACCGCUGUCCGCUCCAAAACCAGCAUGGCAGACUCAAGCUACACGGUGAUGAACCCUGCAACCAGCAUGGCGUCCUACGAGUACAGGGGGAUCUCACCAAUGGACCACAUGAAGCAUUAUUCCCAGUACCCUCUGACGGAGCGAAGUUAUCCUUCCAGUUACAUGUUCCCUCCAGGCGCGAUGACGUCAAACACCAUGUAUCCGCUGUCAGGGGUCAGCGGUGGCACCAACGAGAGAUAUUACCCGGAUGUGCUGGAAGAGUUCGUAGACAUGCAAGCUGCAAUGCAUCAUGGGAUUCCCACUCGGCCUGUGAGAUCGGACUACAGCUAUACGCCUGCAAUCUUAAGUAACUAGAUAAUUCUAUUGUACAGUAUUAAAAGCUUACUGUGGUGUAUGGUAAAGACUAAUUAUUUGCAUGAUACGUCUCAUUUUAACAUGAAGUGUCAAUCCUUUUUUAGCCUAUGUUUCAAUCAGUACUUCCUCGUAUCACAUAAAAUUACAAUAAGUCAAGUAGGGCGUUAUUUCAUGUCAUGAUAAAAUUAUAAGAAGGUCAGAUUGGUUUUCCAGACUUAAAACGUAAAUUUCGCACAAUUUACAAAUUUAAUUUUGCUGUUUAAAUAUUAUUCUCCCGAUUGGGUUAAAAAUGACACGACAGCAAAGCUUAUGGAUGAAUAUAUUGGCAAUUUUGCAGGAGUAUAUAUGUAAAGAAAAACGAAAGAAAUACAAUUACAUUCGAGGGAAACGUUAAUUUACCAUAUUGGAGUAAGAAUAAGAAGUAUAAGUAUUCAAAAAUUAUUAUUCGUUAUUAUUAUAUGCUGAGGACAUUCGUGAAAUUAAAUUAAGAACACGUAAAAUUGAUAAACUGGGGGUUUCAGAAACUACUGGCGUCUAUGUUUAAAUGCAUGUUAAGUAGUAACGUAAACUAUUAGAGCUUAAGAAACACGGCUGGCUAAAAAGUGGGUUUGAAAUGAAUUUAGCGUCAAACUAUGUAUUUAUUAUAUGCUAUCAUGCUUUAACAAUUGUUCAGAGUUUCCUGCAAGAAUUUGCAAAAAAUAGUUUAGAGAAGUUGCCCGGGAUUUUGAAACCAACGUCACGUGACUAUUUUCCCGCGCUUUUUGUCGUUCCCGUUUUGCUUCGGCUUCACUUCAAUUACUUUAUUGUUACUGUAAUUAGAGAACCACACUAUUUAUAUACAGUUGGACCCCGCUGAUUCGAACUCGGUUAUUUCGAAUUUAACGUUA
This is a messenger RNA of Orbicella faveolata, 4223 nucleotides long. Its product is annotated as regulatory factor X 4-like. The record is from RefSeq and is a predicted model, not a curated record. Lineage: Eukaryota; Metazoa; Cnidaria; Anthozoa; Scleractinia; Merulinidae. Gene Ontology annotation, molecular function: DNA-binding transcription factor activity, RNA polymerase II-specific; RNA polymerase II cis-regulatory region sequence-specific DNA binding. Gene Ontology annotation, biological process: regulation of transcription by RNA polymerase II.